AUGGCAAUGACUGACCAAGAUGAGGAUUGGGUUUUUGUUUCCCGUGAUUGCGAUCAGCCAGAACCCCCUUAUCUCCGCGAUAUCAGCUCGCAUGUCGAUAGCAUUGCUGACUCGUUGUGGCCGGUAAACAAGAAGAUCCAUGAUAACCCAGAGCUGAACUACAAAGAAUAUAUUGCUCAUGAGGCCCUGGUCAAUUUCAUGAGGUCUCAAGAGGGUUGGAAGGUGACUCCAUCGGUCUAUGGUCUUGAGACAGCAUGGAUAGCGGUGCAUGACACCGGACGUAAAGGGCCGGUGGUCUCUUUCAAUGUUGAGAUGGGCAUAGGGCACGCCUGCGGACACAAUCUCAUCGCAACCGCCUCGCUGGCAGGCGGCCUUGCCACAGCAGAGCUGAUGCGCAAACACUCCUUGCCGGGAAAAGUCAUUCUCUUCGGAACGCCCGCCGAAGAGGGCGGUGGCGGCAAGAUAAGGCUGAUUCACGCCGGCGCGUACAGAGACCACGAGGUUGAUUUGAAUCUCAUUUCACACCCCGGCAUUGUGCACGACGCCGCGCUCAUGCGGACGGCGGCAUACACGCGCUUCAAGGUCGAGUACUUCGGCCGAGAGGCGCACGCAGCCGCGAACCCAUGGCUUGGGAUCAACGCGCUCGAUGCCCUGAUAACGGCGUACAAUUCAGUGUCAAUGCUGAGACAACAGACCAUGCCGGGUGACAUCAUCCAAGGCCACAUCACAGACGGCGGCGCGGCGCCUAAUAUAAUCCAUGCCUAUGCCGCGGGCGUGUUCGUGGUGAGGUCAGACACACGCGCUCGACUCAAAGAGCUCAAGGAGAAGGUCGACGCCUGCUUCGAGGCAGGCGCCAAAGCCACAGGGGCAAGACUCAAGAUGACCGAGGAGCAGACGUACGCCGACCACGUCCCCAACCGCGUUUUGGCGAGGAGCUACACCCGAUACUUCAACUGCAUGGUUCCCCCGAAGGAUGAUCCGUACGAGCCGCCUACAUCGAGAAUACCACUUGACCAGGACGUCGAUGAGGCGAGAGGAGCAACGAGGGCUAGCUCAGAUCAAGGUGACAUCAGCUAUCAGAUGCCCAGCUUGAACGUCGCUUUUUCGAUUUUCCCUGGCCCAAAAGGACAGGGCCCUCACAGCCCUGACUUUGCAGUGGCGUCUGGAACGAUGGACGCAUUUGAGCGUUGCUUGAGGGUUGGAAAAGCGAUGGCCGGGACGGCACUGGAUGUCCUGUCUCAGAAGAAUCUGUUGCAAGAUGUGAAGUCUCGUUGGAAGAAGGAUAUGGAAAGAUACGGAUAA
Molecule: messenger RNA, 1302 nt
Organism: Diaporthe amygdali
Lineage: Eukaryota; Fungi; Ascomycota; Sordariomycetes; Diaporthales; Diaporthaceae
Product: peptidase m20
Exons: 2
Coding region: 1-1302 (433 amino acids)
Molecular function (GO): dipeptidase activity
Source: RefSeq, a predicted model, not a curated record